Messenger RNA from Pseudo-nitzschia multistriata, 3060 nucleotides. Lineage: Eukaryota; Bacillariophyta; Bacillariophyceae; Bacillariales; Bacillariaceae. The record is from the annotation of a GenBank genome assembly.
UYCAUGCCCUGCCUUCCACGAACAAAAAAGGCCGACCUAAGCUCCRCCCCCCUUCACACUCAAUCUCGCACCACUGCCGAACGAUUUCGUCGAAAAGCUAAGUCUGUACCGUACCUUUUUACAGUACCGGUACCUACGGUACCGUACGGCAAUCGUACCAACUACCGUACUGUUUUUGACUUUUCACAUUUUUCCCAAGGGGUUGUGCUGGACUGUCCACUGAUUAUUCCGGAUCCGCAUACCGGUACGUCGCAUCGAUUCUCCAGAGCCCGACAACAAGUUCACCAGAGUCACCCACAAAGGAAGGAAGGAAGAAAGGAAGGAACCGGCACCGGCACCGGCAUCCGCACCGGCAGCAAUGUUUCGUUCCAGGAAGCGGAAAAUCCACGCCUCCGCGAGCCGGAGGACGGCGCGAUCGUCGUCCCCCGAUCGAGAGCAAGACGCGGAAGGGGAGGCAGCUUCCGUGGGGGUGCCGCAGGACGCAGGCGAUCCCCCGUCGGCCCUGCAAAUGGCGCUCGAGCACCGGAAGCGAUCCAAAAAAUCCGGGAAGCGAUCGCUGAAUUCUCGCAGGGGGGGCGGUGGUCCCGUGGCCCGGUCCUUCGACGUGGGCGAGGCCGACGACGACGACGGCAACAAMAGCGGCAGCAACAACAACCACAGCGGGGGAGAAUCAGCAAAGCGAKCCAAGAAACGCAAGAAGGAAAAACGGAAGCGGGGACUGGGGUUUGGAGGGGGGCUGUCCCGGGUCGGAGACGGCGAUGACGACGACGAUGGCGACGGCGACGGCGAUGCACAGAGGAAUCUCCCGGCAGAAAGGACCAAUGCCUCCGUGCCGACCUACGGAAAGGAAGAACUGGAGCAACUCCGGUGCGAACAGCAGAAACGGCAGCCGGAGAAAGAGCCGCAGGUGGCGGAGGAUCCGCCACCGAACGCGAGACAGAGAGACCACAACGCCGGAGGAGAUGCAAGCAAYCCCCCCCACGCAGAAGAAUCCUUCAUUCCACUGGACGGCGGGGAUCCACCGGGGGGAGCAACGAUCGCGGACCAGCCCCGCGAGCCCGGGGGAAUCUUUUCCCCGGAUCCCCCGCGGGAGGAAUCGCACGCAUGGGAGGAAGCAAUCGAACAGCGAGCGGGCAUUCGGGCAUCCCACGGAAGAACGGCGUCGCGCCCGGAUUCGGGUUCCGCGCUGCUCUCGCUGGACGARCUCUCGCAAAAGCUCGCCUCGACCAUCGGAGCCAUCGAGAAGCAGAGGGAGGGCCUCGGGCACUCGGCGAACCGCCGCAGGGCGGACCGCGAACACGCMCUGGCCGAUUCGAAGGCGCAAGAGACCACCCUCGCUUCCACCGGCCGGGCCUGCGAGUUCUACCAGCGCACCCGCCUCGACCUCGCCCCCUGGGUGGGCGCCCUCCGGGACCUCGGCGARAAGAUCGAGCCCAUYGCGAAGACCUUCCUGGAGAUGCUGGCGGUCCAGUCCGGGGACUUUGRCCGGGGCUUUCGCUCGUGGCAGGACGACUGCACCGCGGCCCUCCGCGAGGCCGAUCGGCUGGACCGGGUCCUGGGGMGGCAGCCGGACGACUCGCUCCCGGCCGGAGGAACCGGGGCGGUCCUCGACGAGUUCGGCCGCGACCUCCGACCGCAGCACCUCCGGGACCGGGACGCCCGGUUCCGGAGCCGGGCCGAGCACCUCCGCGAGAUCCGCGGGGGCGGCGCCGACGGCGACGCCGGAUGCAUCGUCGCGUGCCAAGACCACGGCGAGGKGGACCGGUCGGAGGCCCUCCGYGAGGCACUGGGCGCGGCCCUAAGCGACCUGGACGACGGAUAUUCCUCCGGGGAGGGCUUUCGAUCCGUCUUUGACCGGUGGUUUGCGGCCUACCCCGAGGACUACCAGCAAUGCUAYGCGACGCUCAGCUUUGGGGAUUUGUACGCCGUGCUGGUGAAGCUGGAGCUCUGCCGGUCGGGGUUCUUCCCGGGCAUGCUGGUCUCGCCGGCUCCACCGRGCGAGACGAGUGGGGUGGCGGCGAGUGGYGGCACGCCACCGCCGUCCCCUUCCUUUCUGGACGCCGGGGCGUGUUUUGUGGAGGCAUCCGGGGACGCSGGGAGCAACAGAACGGAAAAAGACGMGGGCGGGGACGCCUCGAGCAGCGAAGCAACCAGAGCCACGGAAAACGAGGGCCGCCUCGCGAGAGUUGUCGAGAAAGCUUUGCUCCCGAUGCUGUGHGGAAUCCUGAAAGUGGACGACAAGGCGAGCGAAAGCCGCAGCAGCGGGGACGCCUUUGGCAUCUUUCUUUCUCCGAGGAAAUCCCUGGUGCUUUCGAAGCUAGUGGGCGAGGUUCGGUGGGGCUUGCAAUCGGCGCGGCACGCCARUGGGGGUCCGGGACACCAAAACGAUCCGUCGCCGGCGCCGUCCUCGGGCCUGGGACAGAAGCUCGAGAGGGUCAUCACCUCGGCGAUCCAAAACGCCCUGGACGGUGUCGCCAUACCCAUCGCGAGGGAUGCGGCCACCCAGCCGAACCUAUCCCCCACUUCCGCGACGGGUCUGGCGYCCUCCGAGGCAGAAGCCUGCUCGGUGAAAUAUACCACCACCUACCAGGUCCGGAUACUCCGACAGGCGCUCUGCAACAUCAUCCAGCACUGGCUCCCGCUGGUGUCGGUGGACGGCGGCGACGGGGAUUCUGCCGGUGCCGGCGACGCACCCGAAGACGCCAUCCGCGCCGUCCUUGGGUUCAUCAGCGACAAGUACCUGGUGCUGCUCUCGUCSCUCGAGACCGCCGCACACGACGAGGCGUCGCCGCAGCCGCUCUCCGCACGGGCGCUCUUCCAACCGAUCUGGGAAGCCCUCAACAAGGACGCGAGAAAGAUCAUCGAAUCGCCGUCGCUGAUGAUGUCGACGAUGCCCCUGAGAGCCGCGGCGCUUGCGUACCAGCUUCAAUAACAAAUCGAUACCCCGUGCCGGUUGCGGUGUGGUUGAUGGUGCCAGCGAUUGUGGGGGUUCACACUACCGGUGUUGCAACACGUGUAUCGGAUGGACAAUGAGUACUGAUAUAAAGAUAUUGUAUUACC